Molecule: messenger RNA, 3942 nt
Organism: Nelumbo nucifera (sacred lotus)
Lineage: Eukaryota; Viridiplantae; Streptophyta; Magnoliopsida; Proteales; Nelumbonaceae
Product: protein IQ-DOMAIN 5-like
Molecular function (GO): protein binding
Source: RefSeq, a predicted model, not a curated record
AACAUAACUUUCCUUUCAACUAUUAUAGAAUUUUCCUUUUAAUCUAAAUGGUAUUCUCCUACCACACAAAAGUCCAGAUGCAACCCUCCAUUUUGCCCAUCCUGCUCGAAUUCUUUGGGUGACAACCUUCUCAAUCUCUCCCUUGCUGUGAAUUAUUGAACCAAGGUACUGGAAAUGGUUACUUGAAUUAUCUCUUGGUAUCCAAGCCUAAGUGUAUCCUGAUCUACACUCCUAUUGUUACUAAACUUACAUGUCAUAUCCUCUAUUUUAGUCAUACUUAUUUUAAAACCUCUUGUUUCUAGGGCAUUUGUCCAUAAGCUUAAUUUUGCAUUUAAUCCUUCAUUAGUUUCAUCAAUUAAAACAAUGUCACCCACAAACAACAUACACCAUGGAACUUCUUUCUAAAUAUGUUUAAAUGUAUCGAUAAGUGAAAAAAGUAAAAAAAGGGGCCAUCUUUUUUUUGAUCAGCAAGAAAUUUGAAAAUUAUAUUAAAAUGAGAAUCUGGAUAUUACAAUGACAGAAUGUAACCCAUAAGGAUUCAUUCCAAUCCCAACAAAAUUACAAAAUUUACAUUGGUGCCCAAAACAACUGUUGCCUAUGCCCCUUGCUUUGCUAGAAUGUUGGCCAUCCUAUUUGUUGUCGUUAUAACCCAUUUGAAAGUCAUGUUCAUCUCCUCUGUGAUUCUAUUUCCCUAAACUCAUGCCCAUAGAUCCAUGGCACAAGCUGCUUACUCUUGACCCAAGAAAUGAUCAGCUUUGGAUAUCCCUCUACUUCCAAGUGUUAAAAUCUUGAUUGAUUAGCAGUUCUUAACCCUUGUAGUAGUGCCAUUAGUUCAGCCUUUAGUGAAUCUCCCGACCUCAAAGGUCCUGAGACUAAAGCCAAAACCUUUCAUAUGCAAUCUCUAAAUACUCCUCCAAUACCUGCCAUUCCCGUGCUUCCCAUGGAACUCCCAUCAAAAUUUAGCUUUAUUUUAUUGGCCACUGGGGGUAACCACUCCAUAAACACCUUUUCCUUUUCUUUAGAAGAAUAUGCCACAUCAAUCCAUGCCCUUAGAAUAUCAUUCACCAAGAACUCUUUGAAUAAAUCAAGUGUCUUUAUCCAAUGUGUAGUUCUGAUUUUUAUGGCUUUAAACAAUUCCUCUUUCAGUCUACUCUUCUCAUUGAAUAUCCUCCUAUUCCUUUCCUCCCAAACAGUCUACAACUAUUGCGGGCUGAAUUGCUUUCUACAUAAUUCUUCCACUCUUUCUUGGUUGCUUUAGGAAACUUGGACUGAAAAGGCUUACUACACCCUACAGAGGUCCCAAACACAAAGCACAGUUAGACUAUAAAAACUUUAAAUUGAUCCUAAAUACAUCAUAUGUUUAUCUCUCUGUCUGUCUAUCAGUGUGUGUGUAGAUAGGCAAGCUCAAUGAUGAGUGGUCAGUAACUAGGAUUGAUGAAAGAGGGAUUUCAUUGUAGCUCUCAGGUUUGAAUCCACAAAAUUUUGCCAACUGAGCUAGCUAGCAGAUUCAAGAUUCUACCAUUUGAACAUUUGGGCCCAACUUCUAAUGGCCAUGUGCAGGUUAUCAGCAGGGAAUAAGUGAACUUGGGCCUUGUCAAAUCUCGUCAUUUAACAAUAAUUAAUUGAAGAAGUUAUAUGUGGUGUUUGGUAUCAUUUUGUUGCAUUUCUGUUUUAAUUCCGUGUAAGCACCACAUGAGGGUUUUGUGCUACUUUGUAAGUUGUUAUAAUAUAGUGGAAGCUGUACUUAACUAACCAGGAGAGGUUGCAUCUUGUGCCUCUCCUUGGGACAUUGCACUAUUCUCCUCUGCUGAUUAAUAAAUCUCAUUCAUUUAUCAAAAAAAAAAGUGCAUGAGGGUGUUAGGGAAAUCUCAAAACGAUGAUUCUUGUAUCUGGGGGUUGUUCUCAGUUCAGUUGUCCUAUGUAGCACCUAAUGGGGCCAAUAUAUUUGAAGUUACAAUAAGGAUUGUGCAGUGUGUUGUUUGCUAAAACAUCUUACUUUCUCUAUUCCUGAUGUCAUGAUUCAAGCUGAAACAUUCAAGCUUGGAACACAAUAGUACUGAAAACCAUGAUAGAUAUCAGCAAGGUAUUGUGAACGUGGGUCUUGUCAACUCUCAUCAUUUAGCAAUACAUACUUGGAGGAGUGAAGGAAGGACUUUACUAGGGUUUCUUAGGUCUUGAUUUGCUAGAGUUAAAGUGACUGGCAUCAUGGGUGGCUCUGGGAAGUGGCUUAGAACAAUAGUUGGUUUAAGAAAGUCAGAAAAGGCACAAUCUUCAGAGAAGGAAGGGAACAAGACAGCAGCUGGUGGCCGGUUUUGGCACCGGAGAAAGCAGUCUGUGGAGAUUGAUUUUGAUAUUCUUAAUGAUGAGUGUGCUCAAAACGCUGCUCUACUGACUGGUCGUGCCAAUGACCAAUCAAAUUCAGAUAGCAUCAGAUCCCCUGCUAGUUCAUUCCAAGUACAACCGGUGCAGGUUGAACGAAAUACCAAAGAAGAAUGGGCUGCCACACGCAUCCAAACAGCUUUUCGAGGAUUUCUGGCCAGAAGAGCAUUGCGAGCUUUAAAAGGAUUAGUAAGACUUCAGGCUCUUGUCAGGGGUCAUGCAGUAAGAAAACAAGCUGCAAUAACCCUUCGUUGUAUGCAAGCUUUAGUGAGAGUUCAGGCUCGUGUCCGAGCACGGCGUGUUCGUAUGGCAUUGGAAAGUCAGAUGGAAGAGCAAAAACUUAAGAAACAACUUGCACACGAGGCUCAUGUUCGAGAAAUUGAGGAAGGAUGGUGUGAUAGUAUUGGAUCUGUUGAAGAGAUUCAAACUAAGUUAAUAAAGAGGAAAGAGGCUGCAGCCAAGCGUGAGAGAGCCAUGGCAUAUGCUCUGUCUCAUCAGUGGCAGGCAGGAUCCAGGCAACAGUCAGCCCCUGCAGGGUUUGAACCUGAUAAAAGCAACUGGGGUUGGAAUUGGUUGGAGAGAUGGAUGGCAGUCCGACCAUGGGAGAACCGAUUCCUUGACAUUAAUGUCCGAGAUGGAGUGAUCAUCCAUGAGAAUGGAUCAGUAGAUGGAAAGAAUGGCACCAAAACCCAAUUUAGAUCUGCUGGGAAGAAACUUACCACAUCAAACCUACAAUCAAACAUUCAGAAAACAGUUACAUCUCACUCAGAUGGUAGUGGAUCUUCAUCAAGCAAGUCUACUAGUCUGCUAGCAACAUCCAACAUGCUAUCAGUAAAGCCGAUGCCUAAGCCGCCUCAGGAGGAGCCAAUUGAAGAAGCCAGUUCACAACCUUCUGGGGUUGGGCCACGGUCAUACAGCAAUCCUAAGGAAAGACCCACACAGCAAGAUGCUCAGGCAAAGAAGCGUUUGUCCCUGCCAUCCAGUGGUCUUGGACCAGAAACAGCCAGACGUCCAAGUAGAUCUGCCCUGGGCAGAACACCUGUGGCACAAAAUACCAUCAAGGAAAACUCAAGGCUUAAGGGAAGGCAUAACUCAAACCCCACAAGUGCUGUUCCGCAGGGAGUUGAAUUGCAGAUUUGAAUACUCACUUCGAAGGUGUUAUAUUCAAAAAAUCAAGGUACCAACAGGAGGAUCAACUGUUGCUGUCUUGGUUUGUGUAUAUAUAAUGGGGGUUCUUCUAGCUGCGAGGUGCCAUAGUGUUUCAUUUCUUAUACUUGGUGAGGUGAUAUCACUGUAGCAGCAGUGUUGAGGAGACAGGUUUGUUUUUCAUUCAAUCCACAAUAAUAUAGGGGGAGUUGGAUUCUACUGUAAUUAUUAUUUUUAACCGAAAAAGAUGUAUUGAUGUAGCAUUUAUCUGUUUAUUGCCCAGUUUCAGAACCUUUAUCAUGUAUUGAUGAGUGUCAGUUAAAGUGUUGACCUCACAUGCCUCAUCUAAUACCAUCCAAACCCUACUUGUCUCAGUAAUUUCCGUUGAUUUAGGUGUACACUUCCUGCUUCUGCAUA